GUGCACGAUUUUGUAAAAAGUCGUGAGCCGUCGCCACCGAAUUGUCCUAUAUAAGCACCGACGGGAGCUUCAGUGCCACAAAAUCAUUCCACCAUGUUCUCCAAACAGCUGACUAUCUUCGCUUUUGCAGGCCUCUGCCUGGCGGCCGCGCUGCUGGUGUCCGCCGAGGAGGGGCAGGUCGCGCACGUGCUGGUGAAGCGGUCGGGCAACGACGGUGGCUGGUACCGGCGGCCCGGCAGCCCCACCAUGCGUCGCACCAUCAAGGUCGCCGGCGGCCAGCAGGUCGACUACACCGUCGACGCCGCCACGGGCCACAAGACCUCCAGCUACCUCGCCCUGGGCAAGAACGCCCGCCAGAGCUCCCCCCAGCGCACCGGCCAGCCGCACUCCGGCGGCCAGCCCAGCACCAGCAAGCAGGGCAAGAAGGGACACUGACCGCCCCGCCGCCCAUCGCCGUGGUGGUGAACCCAGUCGAGAUUUCGGUUCUCUUCAGUCAAUAAAGAAAUUACCAUGAUGAA
This is a messenger RNA of Thrips palmi, 518 nucleotides long. RefSeq lists its product as uncharacterized. The record is from RefSeq and is a predicted model, not a curated record. The transcript is spliced from 2 exons. Lineage: Eukaryota; Metazoa; Arthropoda; Insecta; Thysanoptera; Thripidae. Bases 94 to 435 code for a protein of 113 amino acids.